CGGUAGGGGCCCGGUUUGCGCCUGCGCCGUUGCGGAGGUGGGGCGGCAGAUGGCAACUGAAGAUGGCGGAGGGGAAGGAGCCGAAUAACAAGUGGGUUCGGCUCAAUGUCGGGGGCACUCACUUUCUGACCACCCGCCAGACCCUGUGCCGCGAUGAGAAGUCGUUCCUGUACCGCCUGUGCCAGGAGGAGGGGGAGCUGCUGUCGGACCGGGAUGAGACGGGAGCGUACCUAAUUGACCGGGAUCCAACGUACUUUGGGCCAAUACUGAACUAUCUCCGACAUGGCAAACUUGUCAUCAACAAGGAACUAGCUGAAGAAGGGGUUCUAGAAGAAGCCGAGUUUUACAACGUAGCACCUCUCAUUAAAUUAGUGAAAGAGAAGAUCAAAGAGCGAGACUGUAAACCUACACAGAUUCCCACCAAACAUGUUUACCGAGUUCUUCAGUGUCAAGAGGAAGAGCUGACCCAGAUGGUUUCCACCAUGUCUGACGGUUGGAAGUUUGAACAGUUGGUCAGCAUUGGAUCUUCCUACAACUAUGGGAAUGAAGACCAGGCAGAGUUUCUGUGUGUUGUUUCCAAGGAGCUGCAUAACACCACCAAUGGGAUAAGCUGUGAACCAAGCCGGAAAGCUAAGCUUUUACAAGCAAAAGGCUCAACAAUGUGAGAGGAUGCGUUCAAUCCACCUUUUCUUCCCUUUUUAUAUAAAUGAUGUGUAUCCCACUCUACGGACAAUGUGGAAUUCUACAGCAUAUCACAACACCAAAAGCCAUAGCAGGACACACACAACUGUUUCUGCAAUUUUAUUUCUUCUUAAAUUCUCCUUUUGUUGUUAAAUGCAGAUUUUCUUUCCUCUUUGGGUUUAAGAGGACAGGUGCGGGUUCACUCCUCGCAAUCUCAGUACAUGCAGCCUUUCUUGGGGAAUACCGUUUAUUUCUGUGUUGUUGAUUGCAGAAGGCUGGAGAUUCCUUACACAAAGGACAUUGUGGUACUUUUGUACCAAAGGCAUUUCUGAUGCUGGCAGGAUAACGGCAGCUAAUUUAUUUUUUUAAAGUGGAACAAUUAGUGGUGGUAACACUAUUGGACUUCGCCGCACUGGGCAAAACUUUGGACAGCUCAGCCGCCAUUUUGAGGUCUGCAAUGCAUGUUAUCAAUGUAGACAUCGUAGAGCAAGUGAAUAUUAACAAGAUGCCAUCGUGUUCUCCCCGGUUUUGUGUUUUUUGUUUACAGAUGGUCGGGGCCAAAGCUUUGAGUAGUUGAGAUGCUGGGACUGGGGAGUGUACUUGAAAAUGUUAACUUUUUAAAUGAGAAUUUUUUGGUACAUUUUAGCUUUAGCUAUAAGUAAAAGGUAAGACUAAUCUAUAGUGAACACUUUUUAAAAAUAAAAUAGUUUUGAGGUGGCUGGCUGAGGGUUUAGAUUGAACUGCCAGCUAUUUAGUUUUGGUGAUAGCAUUGAUAAUACAACAGUAACGUGGAUAAAUAUUGUGUGGAAAUACAUUUUUACUCAUUGGUCCUGUAUUUUUUUUAAUGGAAUUUCUGAUUUUGUUUUUAAUGAAAUGGGGUUGUUGAAGCGAGUAUGCCUCUCUCACAUUGGAGAGUUUUAAAAAUCCCCAACUCAGAGCCUUUGUGCACUCCAUCAGGUUUUAAAAUGGGGCUGAACAAGCUCACUUCCAGUCUUCGCGUGUAACAAAGCUGAGUGGUUUGGAAUACUUCGACUGGCAAGAUAUCACGACUCAUAUUCUAAGUGUUAUGACCACAGCCGAUGUUAAUUGCUGCGCAAAGCUUACCCUUUUUAUUUUGUACUCUGAAAACGAGAAGGUAAGGUAUUGAUCUCUUCAGCAGGAACACUUUUGGGAUUUUAAAAAUUAAAAGUAAAAGGUUUAUUAACAAGAAUAAAAGAAAACUUAAGCACACAAGAUUAUACUUAGUAUUAGUCUCACAGCACAUUCCCCCUAAAAGACUUUCUACUUGAUCAGACCCACAAGUAAACACCUUUCAGCUAACACUCCCUUAUUGAUGUUUAACUAUAAAAAUGCAGUAAUAUUACCCAAAGCAAACUGCUGUAGCUUUAUUAAAGGCACACCACACGACCCUUUAAACUCUUUUCCACUCUGCUAUGGACAUCCAAGGUUUCAGAACAAAACUGCUUGUUGCAGCUCAAGACUUUUCUGGCUUGACAGUAUGGCUGAUUCAAACUGCAUCUUCUCCCUGCCCAGAGCUACCAGCUCAGCUCCAGCUACAGCAACUCUAAAAUAUCAUUUGUCUCCUUUCUUCUCAGGUUCCAUUGUUCUCGCACCUCUUUAAAGCUCAAAUCCUUCCAAAUAUAAAACCUUUCAUGUCUCUGUUUUGUCUUUGCUUUCAAGCCAAUAAAAUACAUCCCCUCUUCUGUUUACCUGUGAAAUUCCUGCAAGAUGCAAACGUUUCUUGUUCCCUCUGACUUCCCUUUAAUAUUCAAACUAUCAACUUAUUUAAAAAUGCAAAUGCUAGAUCUAACCUAUUGUACCUCAAACCUAACACUUCUAUCCUUUCUCAUGUUUUAAACACCUCAGAUAACCUUUCUCCUAUAAGCCUCUACCCAGCUUAAUUAAAUUAUACACGCACACAGCCUUCUUUACAGAAUAAUUUAAUAUUCCCCCAAAAUAUUUUUAAAAGCCUCCAUUUCUCUCACAAGUAAAGGUGGAAUAACUGGAUAUAUCCAUAAUGGAAAAAGAAAAUGCUGGAAAUGUGUAGGCUGCUCAGCACGUAGAAUAACAGGUUAGUAAUGUCCUGGGUGUUAGGGUUGCCAGCUUUAGUUGGGCGUAUUUCUGGAGAUUCCAUCACAUAACCACCCAUAUCACCCAGCAUAAACAACCUUUUCCUCCCAACUCCAAUAUUUUUUUGUGACUAAUGAACAGAAGUGUUCAGUGAAAAAUGGGGAAAAAACCCAAUAUUAAUGCCUCCUUUAAGCUUCUCCUGGGUGCUUUUUGGUGCCUUGGAGAUGAAACCUUAAUCUUGGAGGGUUUGCACCUUCUUCAGGUAGAAACCUACAACAAAACAGAGCGUGCAUUCCCAACCCCCAGAAAUACUGAGCUCUUUUAACUCGGCAAGUAGGAUUGUUUGCUCUAUGAAGAAGUGAAAAGGGUGCAUGAACAGGAAUGUUAUUGUCCAUAAGAAAUUCACUUCAAUAUAAUUUGGGAAAAGCCAGCCUGCUUCUGUGCAAAUGAAAGCCACAAGAAGCAUUGCCUAUUUGAGCUGGUGUUUGUAACCGAGUUGGAAAUCGUACAAUGGAUGUGAUAGCACCUGGAAAAAGGCAUGGCUGCUAAAGCAUAGCAGGACAUUAAAAUCUUUCAGCACUGUAGUAGCAAGGGGGCUAUUGGAGAAGCGGCUGGAACAUUUGAACUCCAAAUGAGCUGGAAGCCAAUGAGCACAUCAGGCAACAUUAUAAUGACUUCCUCAAAGUGUUCCCAAGGCAGGACAUGAACAAAGUACUCCCCCUACCCCCACACCCAACCCUCUGAAAGGGAACUGAAGUAUAAUUCAAAUACUUUAGUAUAACUGAGAUGGGCAAUGCUUCUUAGAAAAGCUGGGACCGUCAUAUCAGAUGCAUUCUAUGGGGCAAAUGGUAGUUAUUCUAGAGUGCUGAGAGAGAUGAGGGAAGAGUUUUAUGAGGGACUGACUAUUACGAAGGGGGUCGGUGGAAUCUGACUCCGGGAAGUGCUAAUAUCUUAAAAACAGGCAAAUGGGGCGCCCAAGUUCAAAGAGCGUGGCAAAACAGAUUCCAACAAUGCAGGAUCCCGUUGGGUAAUGAGAACUGACUGAAGAAUGUGAUUUUCCAAUAAUAGAAUUAAAUGUAUUAUAACGAGAUAAAUUAGUUUAGCUUCAAUUUAAAAUGGAAUUAAUUAUUGGAAGUAAAGUUGAGGAUUAGCUCUAUAACAGCCUGAUAAACAGCAGUCAACAAAACUUCACAAAGGCUGUGAUCCUGCCUUCAACCUCAGUUGAACUAUUCUUGAUUUCUUUAAGGAAAUGACGCAAGAUACUGGUAAACCCAUGGCAUUGAGAAUUUGUAAUUUGAAAAGACACAAAAGAGGACUACUUAAGCUCAAAACUAUGGUAUUCAGGGAGUUAGUCUGGAAAGAUGAUAUUUCAGAGGGGAUCUGAUGGUGGUAUGUUACGGUUCGGAGGUAUAUUAAUGAUAUGGCGAGGCUAAUGUAGAAUAAUACUGUGGAAGUAGGACAGGCUCAAACUGUUAAAAGGUGCUGACUUUAGGAGUUCUUCACACAAACAAUGAUCAACACUUGGAAUGGACUUGUCAGUAGAGUGGUGGAGGAGAAUACUCUGAUAUUAUGCUUGAGUUAUAAUGGAUUGGAUGGCUUUUCUCCGUAAGUAUCUUGUGAUCAUUCUCUUUCAGCAGGUGCCAUGUAGUUCCAGCCUUUUUUAAAAUCCUGAAGGUCAAGUCAAAACUUAAAAGUGGUUGUCAGCACUAAAAGUAUAGCUGGCUCUGAUUUUCCAAAGGUGAACAGUUGUCUGUGCACACCAAGACUCUGCUUGGAGAUAUUUCCUGAAGACAAUUGUUGGUACCAUCCAAAUCUUCCAGGGGUGACUUGCAUGUGUCCUCUGUAGAUGGGAAUCAUUUGUUGGGGAGUUGUUUGACCAAACUGGUUGUCGUCCACAUUGCUGAGGAAACAUGCGUUCCUUUAUGCUACUGUUUUGUUUAUUCAUGACUUCGGUUGAAUAAAGCUCCUGGUAUCUCAA
Messenger RNA from Carcharodon carcharias (great white shark), 4729 nucleotides. RefSeq names its product BTB/POZ domain-containing protein KCTD5-like. Gene Ontology annotation, biological process: proteasome-mediated ubiquitin-dependent protein catabolic process; protein homooligomerization. Lineage: Eukaryota; Metazoa; Chordata; Chondrichthyes; Lamniformes; Lamnidae. The record is from RefSeq and is a predicted model, not a curated record. The transcript has 6 exons. The coding region runs from base 63 to 665 and encodes 200 amino acids. Gene Ontology annotation, cellular component: cytoplasm; Cul3-RING ubiquitin ligase complex. Gene Ontology annotation, molecular function: cullin family protein binding.